This is a messenger RNA of Lates calcarifer (barramundi perch), 6052 nucleotides long. Its product is annotated as hyaluronan and proteoglycan link protein 1. The transcript is spliced from 6 exons. The coding region runs from base 445 to 1506 and encodes 353 amino acids. The record is from RefSeq and is a predicted model, not a curated record. NCBI's taxonomy places the organism in Eukaryota, Metazoa, Chordata, Actinopteri, Centropomidae. Gene Ontology annotation, molecular function: hyaluronic acid binding. Gene Ontology annotation, biological process: cell adhesion.
AGAUCCACUUCAGGAUCCACUGCAGGGAUGUGAGGCAAACGGCCAAAACCCUGUGACACAGAGGUGACUCCGCUAUUUACUCCAGAACCAUCUGAAUCCACCUGAAUCCACCUGGACGUCAAUCUGCGGACCGCCCCGGAGUUUCGCGCACUUUUGCGUAAAUUUCACCUGCGCGCGUCUCGGCGGCGCGCAGAGCAGACUCCUCUCAUCCCCAACACACACACACACACACACACACACACGAGGCGGAGCGCGCCUGGUCGCCGCCACACUUCUCUUAGUUUGAGAGCACACACACACACACACACCGCCUGUUCCGUCUUUACCUUCACGUGCGUAACCGUUUUGCGCUUCAGUCCGCGUCCUGACCGCUGCAGAGCUGAGACUGUGACCGCAGCACCGCGCACCGAGCGAGUGAGCAGACCCCCAGUUUGGUGAGUGAAGAUGAUUCCUGUGCUGAUCUGUGUUUUGAUUUCACUGAGUGUAGCAGACAACGACUUAGACACCCUGUACCCUGAUCUGGAGCACUCGAGAACCAUCUAUGUCAUAGAAAAUGGCCCUCGACUCUCGGUGGUGGCAGAACAAUCUAAGGUGGUGUCGAGGCGAGGAGGAAACGCCACUUUACCAUGCAGGAUCCAAAGGGACCAAUCACUGGCUCCUAAUCGCAAGAUGAGGAUCAAAUGGACCAAGCUGACGUCAGACUACCUGAAAGAGGUGGAUGUUUUUGUUGCCAUGGAUUAUCACAAAAGGAGUUAUGGCAGUUUCCAUGGACGUGUCCACCUACAAGGUUCCUCCCCCAUGGACGCCUCUCUGGUCAUCACAGAAAUCACCCUGGAGGAUUAUGGGAGAUAUAAGUGUGAAGUUAUUGAUGGGCUGGAAGAUGGAACGACAGUGGUGUCUCUUGACCUUGAAGGUGUCGUCUUCCCGUACUUCCCCCGCCUCGGCCGCUACAACCUCAAUUUCUACGACGCUGAGCGGGCAUGUCGUGACCAGGAUGCCAUUGUUGCGUCCUUUGACCAGCUGUACGAUGCGUGGCGGGGAGGGAUGGACUGGUGCAACGCCGGCUGGCUGAAUGAUGGUUCGGUCCAGUAUCCCAUCAACACACCCAGAGAACCCUGCGGAGGCAAGAACACAGUGCCGGGCAUUCGCAACUACGGCGUGAGAGACAAGGACAAGAACCACUAUGAUGUGUUCUGCUUCACCUCCCACUAUAAAGGUCGGUUCUACUACCUGAUCCAUCCCUCUAAGCUGACCUAUGAUGAGGCAGUCAGGGCGUGUCAAAAAGACGGCGCUCAGAUCGCCAAGGUCGGCCAGAUGUAUGCCGCCUGGAAGCUGCUGGGCUAUGACCGCUGUGAUGCUGGCUGGUUGGCUGACGCCAGCGUCCGCUAUCCCAUCUCCCGUCCCCGCCGGCGCUGCAGUCCAACAGAAGCUGCCGUGAGGUUCAGCGGCUUCCCCGACAAAAAGCACAAGCUGUACGGAGUGUACUGCUUCAAGGGCAACAACUGAAAUACAAACACAUAUGCAAACAACCUGCAAACACAAACAUACACACAUUAGCAUGCACACACACACACACACACACACACACACACACACACACACACACACACACACACACACAACACACACACACACACUCCAAUGAACACACUAGCAGAAUGAAAAAGAGACAAAUUUUGGAGGUAUGAACAAACACAUUCAAACUGUGAUGCUUUAUUUCAUGGAAACCUUAAGACAUUAUUGUCAGACAGUCAUGUUGUUGCUUUGUAAUCUGGGACCUGAUACUCCACAAGGGAUAGUUUACACAUAUUUAAGGUUCAUAUUAUUUAAUCAAUGCCUUUGAGAGGGGUGGGUGGGUUGUUGUGGGGGGUGAGGGUUGGAGGAUAUCACAGCUACAGCCAUACUGUCAUUCAAGAAUGGACUAGGCAUGUCAUGUAACAAGGAACGACACGUCUGAACUGAGAACAGUUUAACAGCGAAAUGUCUCAUGGUUGGACUGAUACUUUGGGCACUUAUCUUGUUUUGUUCAAGACCAGGAACAACUACAAAGCCAUGAAACUCAGCUGAAAACAGACGAAAAGAAAGACCGCUUAGAUCCUCUGAUACUUGUCAGAUAGGAAUGCAAGCCUAGCACAACCAAACUGAUCUUUGCUGUCCAUUCUUAACAAGGUGCUACAACUGGUACUUUGUACUUCAUCAUAUCGUCCAGUAUUUUAGGUUUUUAUACAAAUGUGUUGGACCAAACAUCAGUCUCAUCACUAAAAUGAAGAAAAACAAACAUCCAACUGUUAGCAUUGUUUUCUAAGUAUGUAGAAUGUGAUUAUCUAGAAAUGUCUUUCUGUUAAUGACUAUUUUUUAAUAUACUGUAGAGAUAUUUACAUUAUUUUUUGUCUUUCUGGCCAAACUAUCCGAGUCUCUUUGGUUUACAUAAAACAUAUAACAACAGUGGUAAAAAUACAAAAAUCCACAGUCCUAAAGAAGAAGAGAUUAAUUUUGCACUGAACAUAUAGAGGAUGCCUAGAAAAGAAGACAAGGCAAACAAUAGUUCGCCCUAUCCAGCAACAGAAAAUGCCUGGCAUAAAUAAAAACAGUACUGUGCUGCAGAGUAUCCUUACUCUACAAGCCCUUUGUGGCUGUAUCUGUUUGGCUUCAGCUUCAGAGCAUGAAUUAGCUUCAAGCACACAGCAAAGCAGCUCAGUGUACGCCUACACACAUUCUAUCUAGCGCCUUGAUAAACUGCUAUUUUUGAUACAAAUACUGUAGUUUCUUAUAGUGAACGAGCAAAGCCAAGGCUAGCUUCAUUAGUGACCUCACCGCUCCUAAUGGAACUCCACAAAUAAGUGACAGUGCUGACUUUGCAAACCCUACAGGAAAAACUCUAAAAUGUUUUAUUUUACCUGUUAUCCAGAGUUGUAGGUGGUUCCGCGGUACCACAGAAGUCUGUUCUUCCCGGAACGAUAACGUCUUUGCCCAAAACCAAGAUUCAAAUCUGACAUUUCCUGCUUCGUGCUACUCUUCCUCUUUGCUAGCGGUGCUAUAUGGCAGGCUGCGAUAGCUAGCAAACUCUAGCUAGCGCAGUCCAUGGAAAUUUUGGAUUUUAAACGUUGGUUUUGCUCAGGGCAAACAUUUGAACAGUUUUAAUUUCAGAAACAUAAACCACGACGAAAAAUGGAAGUUGAAAACGUUUUUUUCAAAUACAAAAAGCAAGAUAAACAAAGCUAACAAAGUAAGCUUUGAGGCUAAAAAAAAAAAAUAAAAAACGAAAUGAUAAUGUGAAAGAAAGACAAAUAGACAUUAAUUUCUUAAUGUUGUAGUGCAGUCUUACCGGUGGAAUCACACAUUGAAGCUCCUGACUGGUAAAACAGCUCCACUGCCCAAAACUUUUGCAGAAGUAGAUUUAGCUGUUUGACAUGUUAGCUAACAUGUUAGCUAAGUCAACCUGCUUAAAGAACCAGCACAGACCAGCUUCAGCUUGGUCGCUGGUUUUAGCUGCUCUGUGUAACCAGUAGCCAAUGUCAACGUUGAGUAUCUCGCUAUGAAUCAAUAUUAAUACUUUCUAAAGCCUGAACUCAUACAAGGUAGGUUGAGUGGGUAAUUGUUUUCUCAAUGUUUGUACGGUUUCCCUUCAGACACCGAUGAAGUGGUAGCAACAACAUUCGAGCGCGUUAAUGCGUUAACACAUUCGAACGCUUUAACAAGUUGAGAAUGUUCGAAUGUGUUAAAACGUAACGUGUUAAUACGUUCGAACGUGUCACGGCGUUAACGCGUCGGACGCGUCGACACGUUCGAAUUUGGGUGCUACCAUUUCAUCGGUUUCUGAGGGGAAACCCUACAUAUGUACAAUCACUGCAAGAAAAAAUACAACUCCCACUCAACCUACCUUGUAUGAUCCAUGCUCCUGCUAUGAUUGGUCCGACCAAGUCUUGGAAAAAAAUUAAAACAAAUUCAUGAACUAUGCGCACUUAAAAUCUGAACAUUUGAAAACAAAGCAACAACAAAACAGCUGAGACAAAUAUGAAAAGUUUAAAAGUAAGUAACAUAACAUAAUCGUUGGUGUUUAUAGGCUACUAAGAGGAAUAAGUGCAGUGUCUCAUGUUGGCUGUCAACAUCUAAAUCUUCCUCUCAGAGUUCAUGUCAUCUAAUGUUAUAAGGUGCUGGUCUCAAGCUCAUUCUGGGCAGACAGUAAACAUUGUUGAAGAUUCAAGCCAUUCCUGUGUAACAGGUAAAAAAAAAGACCUGUUGAGGUUUACGUAGGGAACACUUAGUGACCGAGUCACAGAGUAACCUAUGGAGUGCUGAAGUCACUGAUGGGACUAAGCCAGGUCCUGAGUGAGCAUGGUUUUCCUGGCAGCGACUGGCUCCCUGAUUGCUAUCUCAGCUCUGCAGGACUCAGCUCUGAACUGGCCAACCUGUCUCUGGGCUCAGCGAUCAGACAGAGCAAGCCUGCAGCCAACCUGCACCAGCCUGCUGAAUGAGACAGAAAUACAUCAAAAAUACCAAUAAGUCUUGCAUGGAGGCACUGAGGGGCUUCUUCCAUGUAAGGGUAUCAGAGGGUAAAUGGUGCACAUUGAUCAAGUGUAAGCUCACUGCACACAGUCCCAGCUGGCCCACAUACUGGUUUAGGUCAUCCACUUGGACCUGCAGUGUUAGCUUUACUUGGCUCCACCUUUGACAAGCCACUGAACAAUCAGACUCCUGCUACACUUAUCACUGAAGAACUGCUGGACAGACUAAGAAUAACUUUCUGUAAUAAUUAGCCAUAGACGAUGUGGGAAAUAACAUUGUGGUUUUACAGAACAACAGCUGUGAAGUAAACACAGUUCUGAGGAGUCCACUGCAGAGGAAGGAAAAGAUCUGUUCCUUUAAACUUGUAUUAUUUUCCGUUAUUGUAAACAAUUUCCAAACAAUGUUAAGAGUUAGAGAAAUAUUUUGACAUUCUGGGGGGGGGGGGCAACUUGUUUUUAUGUUUCCGUUUGUGUUGGAUUAAAAAAACAAGAUGUAACAUGUUUAUGUUAAUACAUGUAAAAUUUAGAGCGCGGUGCAGAUUGAUACCAAACUCAUGUCUGUCUGUUAAAUAUACGGCUACAAUCUGCAGCUGGUUAGCUUAGCUUAGCAUAAUGACCAGAAAUAGUGGGAAACAGCAAACGUAGCUCUGUCAAACAGAAACAGAAUCAGUCUAUCAUCGUAUAUAAAACUGACUUAGCUGGUGAUUAGCUGGGUUUUUGCAUGAAUUAAACAAACAGGAUACAGAGUGUUAAUUAGUGAGCUCUAGUGGUGCAGAUAAUGGAUUUUUUGCAACUCUGGAUAUGGCCAUGCUAGCUGUUUCCCCAUGUUUCGAGUCUUUAUGCUAAGCUAAGAUAAUCACCUGCUGGUUUAAGGUCCAUAUUUACAGUACAGACAUGAGAGGGUAUCAAUCCUCUCAUAUAAUGCUCAGCAAAAAAGUGAAUAUGUAUAUUUCACAAAAUGUCCUUCAAAGCUUUAGGCCUGGAUCAGACUACACAAUUUUUUUAUCUUUCAUGAUGGUCUCCAUGUCAGAUUAGACAAUCAUAGAGCCAGAAAUUCCUGCCACAUUUUGGUCAGGAGACUGGCAACACUGCAAGCCUGACCCCGAACAGUCAUCAGUCACGUCCUUGCGCGAAGGAGGGUCAAGAAAUUCUAAACAGGUGUUGAUAUAACCCUCUGUCAUCCUUCUGGUCAGUGUGAAUUUGUCAUAAGAGAUGUCACACUGGGCAGGAAAGUACAAAAAAAUCUUGGGGCGUCCCAGAAGCCACAUCGCUGUUCUUCGAUUCUGUCAAAGUGCGAGGCCUGUCGGUUGUUCCCAACGUUCAUAUUCAGGUCCAACGCUGGGAAUUUGUUGGCCAUGACAACACUGUGUCACAAUCUGGCUGAGGUUGUGUAGUCUGAUCCCGGCGUUAAAGAAAGGCCAGAUCUGUUGGCUUUUAUUUUGUGUAUUGUUUGACUAACUUCAUCAGGAGCCUUGUGAAUAACUGCAGCAUACAAGGAAACCUUAGGGACCCAAAUACAAAAGGACAAUAAAACAGUACAUAAACUA